AAGUAUUAAAACAUAUAACUAUGUAUGAUCAGUAAAGAAACAUAAUUAAAAUAAUAAUAAAUUAACGUUAAAUAAAGAACACGCGAAAUCAGUGACAGAGACGUCAAGUGACAUAAGAACUGCGCGCGUAAAUCAGCGUAAAUAUGUCACGAACAGGCACGAAACUCGAUUCAAAAAAAGUUAAUUCAGAAUUAUUUACAUUGACGUAUGGCGCACUGGUAGCCCAAUUACUGAAAGAUUAUGAAAAUGUGGAAGACGUAAAUAAGCAAUUGGAAAGAAUGGGCUACAAUAUGGGAAUUCGCUUAAUAGAAGAUUUUUUAGCACGUACUGGAUCUGGUCGAUGUUAUGAUUUUCGAGACACAGCUGAAAAAAUACAAACUGGUUUUAAAAUAUUUUUGGGUAUAACUCCGACAAUUUCUAACUGGAGUGCAGCUGGUGAUGAAUUUUCUUUAUGUUUUGAAGCAAAUCCAUUAACAGAGUUUGUUGAAUUACCAGACCAUUGUUUAAAUUUAAAGUAUUGUAAUAUAUUAAUCGGAGUAUUAAGAGGAGCUUGUGAAAUGGUACAAAUGGAAAUUGCUUGUUGGUUUGUACAAGAUCAACUUAAGAAUGAUAAUAUAACUGAAUUACGUGUAAAAUUUAUUAAACGACUAGAAGAUGCUAUUCCAGCAGGUGAAGAUUAAAUAAUUUUAUGUCAUUGGAGCUAUACAUAACUGUAGUACAUAGAAACUUAAAUGUACAUGGUUUAUUAUAAUAUUUACGAACAACGUUAGGUUAUUAAUUAACUUGAUCUUAAUAACUCUUAAUUAUAUUAAUGUAUUCACGAAAUAAAGUAAAAACAUUCUAACAUUUAGACUCGAGAAUGUCUAAAGUUAGUGUUUUUUAAAAUUA
Molecule: messenger RNA, 888 nt
Organism: Osmia bicornis bicornis
Lineage: Eukaryota; Metazoa; Arthropoda; Insecta; Hymenoptera; Megachilidae
Gene: Bet3
Product: trafficking protein particle complex subunit 3
Exons: 2
Coding region: 144-680 (178 amino acids)
Biological process (GO): endoplasmic reticulum to Golgi vesicle-mediated transport; intra-Golgi vesicle-mediated transport
Cellular component (GO): cytosol; cis-Golgi network membrane; TRAPP complex
Source: RefSeq, a predicted model, not a curated record